UAAUCGCUGUUUUCUGUUAUCAUUUUAAGAAAAUAAAUUUUAAUCAAACUCGUUGACUUCAACUGCCGAGUUCAUCACAUUUAAAUGUGUUACAAGUGUCAAAUUUGCAUUAACUUAGUUCAGAAAUCUUUAUAGAAAUGCAACGCCGUAGAGCAGAAAAAAUUUUAACUAUGCUUCCCCCUGGUAAGGAUAGUAGUGAAAGUUCUGAUGAUGAUUCAGUUGAAUCAUAUCAUUCAAUUGGAGAAAUAUUAUGUGAAUCACCAUUACCUAUUGAGGCAAUAGAGAAUGAUGUAGAUGAACUUCUCAGAGAUAUUGAGUUAAAUCCAAUUGAUGAGUUUUUAGAAGAUUUUGAAGAUUUACAAUCUAUUACAAGUGAUAAUGCUGUUGCUGAUAUAAUAGAAGUUAUCAUUACUUUUUAUUAUUUAUUUUAUUUUUAUUGUUAAUUAGGCAAAAAGAAAUUGCUAUAAAAAUAUGUUAUUUUAUCUAUACAAUAUACAUGUAUAACUUUGUUUUUAAUUUGUUGAUUAUUAUUUUUUUAUUAUUUAAAGAUUGAGACUUAAUUUUGUUGAUUAUUUAUAACUGAAUAAUAUCAGCUGUUAUUUUUACAUUUUAUAAGAUUUUUAUUUUAAAUUUAGCAAAAAGAAAUUGCUGUAAAAAUGUGUUAUAUUUUAUAUUUGUAAUAUUUUAUCUUCAUAUUGAUAAUAUUAGUUUUGAUUUUUUAAAUAUUUCUAUGUUAGUAUUAAUAAAAAACUAAUGUGAUAAUUAAAUAAAUGUGAUACUGUUCUGUGACAACAUAAGUCUGUAUUGUUAUGUUAAAAGUUUAAGUUUUAAGUUCCUGAAAUGUUAAAUAAUAAAAGUUACUUUUAUGUUAAAAUUACAUAAUUUUAUACUUGUUUUUUU
This is a messenger RNA of Rhopalosiphum padi (bird cherry-oat aphid), 900 nucleotides long. RefSeq lists its product as uncharacterized. Bases 138 to 443 code for a protein of 101 amino acids. The record is from RefSeq and is a predicted model, not a curated record. Lineage: Eukaryota; Metazoa; Arthropoda; Insecta; Hemiptera; Aphididae. The transcript has 3 exons.